Molecule: messenger RNA, 2556 nt
Organism: Giardia duodenalis
Lineage: Eukaryota; Fornicata; Diplomonadida; Hexamitidae
Product: Ankyrin repeat protein 2
Exons: 1
Coding region: 1-2556 (851 amino acids)
Molecular function (GO): protein binding
Source: RefSeq, a predicted model, not a curated record
AUGGUUGCACCGACCUCUCAGGGCCAACAAGAGGCCGAGAGCUCCACUAGCGUGGUAGAAAUAACAACCGGGACUACUGUUCAUCAUAUUACCAUCCCAGCCAGACCUAGGGCUGCCAAGUCGCCGCCUUUGAGAUCGGCAGUUGAAAACUUGAUGAAGGGGGGUAUCUUUUCAACAGCCCAGCAUACAGGCUCAGAAGAGGCAGCUACAAGGGGUCUAUCUAGGGGAUCGGGAGCUAAAUCGUCCCUGGGAGACAAUGGAAGAUCUUGUACCAGGAAAAAGCGGUCCAGAAGCACGAUCUUGAAUAUGAGGAAGGAGCUUGACGAUAUCCUAGCGCCACUAGGACCCCCUGAGGGCUCUUCUGUUGCAAGCCCGAGAUCAGGCCAAAAUAUACGAUCGGUUUCUCCUCUGGUUGCAGUUAAUAACAUAGAUGAUACCGACACUGCAGCAAUGGGUGGGAGGACUAAACUGAUGAUGGCUGCUAUUGUAGAUGACGUACUCGCUGUACAGAAAUACAUCACUGAACAAGGGCAGCGCACUCCAGACGGAAGGACAGCUCUCAUGCUUGCAGCUGAACAUGGAUCAAUUGCGUGUAUCGAUCAGUUGAUCCCCUGGGAGUCCGGUCUGGUUAGCAAUAAUGGGUGGACAGCAAUAAUGUAUGCCAUCGCGGCACAGAAGUUGCAGGCAGUGGAGCUCCUGGCUAGAAAGCCAAAGGAGCUGACCUCGACAACAGCAGACGGACGAACUCCGCUUAUCCUGGCCGCUGAGAUUGGCAGCGAGGAAGUUGUACAGCUAUUUCUGGAGUCCAGACUCAUUGGAAUGACAACAGCUGACGGCAGAACAGCACUUAUGCAAGCCGCGUGGAAUAGGCAUUUAGAUUGUGUUCGUUGGUUAGCAAAAAAGGAGGGUGGAAUACAAGACUCAGAAGGGAAAACGGCUCUUAUGCUGGCCAUUGAGGGGAGAUCUAUCAAUAGGCAACAACACGAUAAGGCCAGGACACAGGAUUUCGUUAAUCUGCUGGCUAGUGAAAUGGGCAAAACCACAGCCGACGGAACUACGGCACUAAUGUGUGCUGUGCUGAACAAUGAAGAGGAUAGUAUCCCUCUGCUCAAGAGUGAGCUCAUGAAGAGGCAAAGGAGUGGACGCACUGCAUUGAUUCUGGCCGCCAGACAAGGCACACUUACAAGUCUUCAUGAUUUGCUGCCUGAAGCUGGAAGUAGGGACGGCUCUGGAAAACCAGCUUUAUAUUAUGCACUGGAAGGGCGAAACAUGACUCAUGUGAGGGAGUUAUCUGCAGAGUAUAAUAUGACGAUUGAUGACGAUGUGUCCAUGCUCAUGUCGGCAAUAAUUUUCGGCAAUGAAGAGGCAGCCCUUCUCAUACUGAAGGAGCUACAAAAGCAAUCACUUACUACCCCAGCCAAAGGUCCUUUGCCCCCGUUGCAUGUUCCAGUUACCGAAAGAGAGCAGAAGACAGCCCUGAUUCUUGCCGUCGAGGCAGGAAGUCUCGCACUGGUGAAGGAGUUAUCCCUUACAGAGCAUUCUUUUCAAGAUGUUAAGGGGACCACGGCUCUGAUGUACGCUGCAGAACGAGAGUUUUGUGAUGCAAUUAAGAUUCUCUUGCCUUUGGAGGAGCACAUGAAAAACGUUGCAGGCCACACAGCACUCAUUCAGAUGGCCAUGAAUAACAACAUCCUUGCCGUAUCCUUCCUUCUCUCAGAGGCCUGUGACACUGACAAUUCUGGAAUGACAGCGCUUAUGCACGCAGCACAUUUGGGGCACCAUAAUAUAGUGAGCAUUCUUCUCAGUAGCAACGAGGUCGGGAUGGUCGACACCCAUGGGAUGACGGCCCUCAUGCACGCUGCCAUGAACGGCCAUACACAGUGCGUCUCUCUCUUGGCCCCGAAGGAGCACCAUUACGCGCGGAUGUACCGCUUAUUGAAGGAUAGCAAUACUGGCAUGACUGAUGAGCAGGUGUGGUCCCACCAAAGUUUCUAUUCCGGCCGGACGGCAUUAAUUAUAGCGGCCAUGUAUAAUUCGCUGGACUGUGUCAAGCAACUAAUUCCUUGGGAAGCCUGGGUUCUCAAUGAAUACAAUCGACUUCCCUCUACAGUGAUAAAUAUAGGAACUUAUUCUAACGACAUUCAGGACGCUCUUACCAUUCGAGGCAUUCAUAGAUUAAUGAAAAUGUAUUAUGCAAGACGGCGUAAUGAGCUGGGGUCCUGCAACAUCUGCCUCAACAAGAUCUCUAGCAUGAAGUGCUACCCGUGUAAUCACACUGUUUGUUGCGAGGAGUGUGCUGAGAGGCUAAUGACAACAAAAAAGCCAUGUCCCCUUUGCAGACGGCCAAUCCUGUUCUGGAUCACAGAGUGUUAUGAUUUGGCCACUAUGUCAUUUACUCUAGCCCCAAAUUUCGAAUGGAUCGACCUCCCAAGCGACGACGACGAUGACGACAGUGAUAGAAAACAUUCCAAAGAUGAGGAUACUGAUGACGAGCUGUAUGUCAAUAUACACUUGGACCACGAGAUAGAAGUCUCAUCGUAUUCAUGGUUUCACUAG